Vanderwaltozyma polyspora DSM 70294 is the source of this 3219-nucleotide messenger RNA. RefSeq names its product isoleucine--tRNA ligase ILS1 (gene ILS1). Bases 1 to 3219 code for a protein of 1072 amino acids. Gene Ontology annotation, biological process: isoleucyl-tRNA aminoacylation. Lineage: Eukaryota; Fungi; Ascomycota; Saccharomycetes; Saccharomycetales; Saccharomycetaceae. Gene Ontology annotation, molecular function: tRNA binding; aminoacyl-tRNA deacylase activity; isoleucine-tRNA ligase activity. The record is from RefSeq and is a predicted model, not a curated record. The transcript has a single exon.
AUGUCAGAGAAUAGUAAUCAUUUUUCAUUUCCAAAGGAAGAAGAGAAGGUUCUUUCCUUUUGGAAUGAUAUUGACGCUUUCCAUGUCUCUUUAGAGUUGACUAAGGACAAGCCAGAAUUUUCCUUUUUUGAUGGUCCUCCAUUUGCUACUGGUACUCCCCACUAUGGUCAUAUUUUAGCAUCCACCAUCAAAGAUAUUGUUCCAAGAUAUGCUACCAUGACUGGCCAUCACGUUGAAAGAAGAUUUGGUUGGGAUACUCAUGGUUUGCCAAUUGAACAUAUCAUUGACAAGAAAUUAGGUAUCACUUGUAAGGAAGAUGUCUUUAAAUAUGGUAUUGAUAACUAUAACAGAGAAUGUAAAGCCAUUGUUAUGACUUAUGCCGAAGAAUGGAGAAAUACCAUUGGUCGUUUAGGUCGUUGGAUUGAUUUCGAUAAUGAUUAUAAGACUAUGUAUCCAUCUUUCAUGGAAUCAGUUUGGUGGGCUUUCAAGCAAUUACACGACAAAGAUCAAGUUUACCGUGGUUUCAGAGUUAUGCCAUAUUCUACUGGUUUAACCACACCAUUAAGUAAUUUCGAAGCUCAACAAAACUAUAAGGAUGUUAAUGAUCCAGCUGUCACUAUCGGUUUUAAUGUUAUCGGUCAAGAAAAAACUCAAUUGGUUGCCUGGACUACUACCCCAUGGACAUUACCUUCAAACAUGGCUUUAUGUGUUAACCCAGAAUUUGAAUAUGUUAAAAUUCACGACGAAAAGAAAGAUUGUUACUACAUCUUAUUAGAAAGUUUGAUCAAAGCUUUAUACAAGAAGCCAGCCGCUGAAAAAUUCAAGAUCGUUGAAAAGAUCAAGGGUUCCGAAUUAAUAGGUUUGAAAUACGAACCUUUAUUCCCAUACUUUUACGAAGAAUUCAAGGAAACUGCCUUCAGAGUUAUUGGUGACAGCUAUGUCAGUAACGAUUCUGGUACUGGUAUUGUCCACAACGCUCCAGCCUUUGGUGAAGAGGAUUACAACGCUUGUUUGAAAAACGGUGUCAUCUCAGAGGAUACUAUGUCCCCAAACCCAGUCGAUGAUAACGGUUGUUUCACCGAUAACAUCACUGACUUCAAGGGCAUGUAUGUCAAGGAUGCUGAUAAAGAGAUUAUCAAGAACUUGACUGCUAGAGGUAACUUAUUGUUAGCAACUCAAAUUCGCCACUCUUACCCAUUCUGUUGGAGAUCUGACACCCCGUUGUUGUACCGUAGUGUUCCAGCUUGGUUCGUUCGUGUUAAGGAUAUCGUUCCAAAGAUGUUGGACUCUGUCCUAAACUCUCAUUGGGUUCCAAACACUAUUAAGGAAAAAAGAUUCGCUAACUGGAUUGCCAAUGCCCGUGACUGGAACGUCUCAAGAAAUAGAUACUGGGGUACUCCAAUCCCAUUAUGGGUUUCUGAUGAUUUCCAAGAAAUUGUCUGUAUCGGUUCUAUUCAAGAAUUAGAAGAAUUAUCCGGUGUCACUGGUAUUACCGACUUGCAUCGUGAUACUAUUGACAAGAUCACUAUCCCAUCUAAGCAAGGUAAGGGUGAAUUGAAGAGAAUUGAAGAAGUUUUCGAUUGUUGGUUUGAAUCUGGUUCUAUGCCUUACGCAUCUCAACAUUAUCCAUUUGAAAAUACCGAAAAAUUCUCUCAAAGAGUUCCAGCUAACUUCAUUUCUGAAGGUUUGGAUCAAACUAGAGGUUGGUUCUAUACUUUAAGUGUCUUGGGUACUCACUUAUUCGGUACAGUUCCAUACAAAAACGUUAUUGUUUCUGGUAUUGUCUUGGCUGCUGAUGGUAGAAAGAUGUCUAAAUCCUUGAAGAACUAUCCAGAUCCAAACAUUGUCUUGAACAAAUAUGGUGCAGAUGCUUUAAGAUUGUACUUAAUCAAUUCUCCAGUUUUGAAGGCUGAAAGUUUGAAGUUUAAGGAAGAAGGUGUUAAAGAAGUCGUUUCCAAGGUUCUAUUACCAUGGUGGAACUCCUACAAGUUUUUGGAAGGUCAAAUUGCCUUGCUAAAGAAAAACUCUGAUAUUGACUUCAAAUAUGAUCCAACUGUCAAGAGUGACAAUGUCAUGGAUAAAUGGAUUUUGGCUUCAAUGCAAUCAUUGGUUCAAUUCAUUCACCAAGAAAUGGCUGAAUACAAAUUAUACACUGUUGUUCCAAGAUUGUUGAACUUUAUUGACGAAUUGACCAACUGGUACAUUAGAUUUAACCGUCGUCGUUUGAAGGGUGAAAAUGGUGUUGAAGAUUGUUUGAAGGCUUUGAACUCCUUAUUUGAUGCUUUAUUCACUUUCGUUCGUGCUAUGGCACCAUUCACACCAUUCUUGUCCGAUAGUAUCUACAUGAGAUUGAAGGAAUUCAUCCCAGAAUCUGUCUUGUCUGAGUUCGGUACUGAUUCUAGAUCUGUUCACUUCUUAUCAUACCCAGUUGUUAACGAAGAUUUGUUUGACGAAGGCAUUGAAAAGGCUGUCUCAAGAAUGCAAUCUGUCAUUGAAUUAGGUAGAAACAUUCGUGAAAAGAAGACCAUUUCUUUGAAGACUCCAUUAAAGAGUUUGGUUAUCUUGCAUGGUGAUGAAAAAUAUUUGAAGGAUGUUGAAAAUUUGAAAAACUACAUCAUUGAAGAAUUGAAUGUUCGUGACGUCAUUAUUACUAGUGAUGAAGAAAAAUACGGUGUCGAAUACAAAGCUGUUGCAGACUGGCCAGUUUUGGGUAAGAAGUUGAAGAAGGACGCCAAGAAGGUUAAGGAUGCCUUGCCAAAGGUUACUUCUGACGAAGUACGGGAAUAUUUGACCACCGGUAAGAUUGAAGUUGCUGGUAUUGAAUUGGUUAAGGGUGACUUAAACGCCAUCAGAGGUUUACCAGAAUCUCAAGUUCAAGAAGGUCAAGAAGCUAGAACUGAUCAAGAAGUUUUGAUCAUUUUGGACACCAAGAUAUACCCAGAAUUAAAGACUGAAGGUUUAGCCAGAGAAUUAGUCAACAGAAUCCAAAAGUUGAGAAAGAAAUGUGGUUUGGAAGCUACUGAUGAUGUUAUGGUUCAAUAUGAAUUGGUUAAGGACACUAUCGAUUUCGAAGAUAUUGUUAAAGAACAUAAUGAAAUGUUGACUAAGACAUGUAGAUCCGAUAUUUGUAAAGAUGCUGGUAGCAGAGGUGAUGCCAUCGCUGACGAAGAACAAACCAUCAAUGACACCGUCUUCAAGUUGAAGAUUUUCAGAUUAUAG